This is a messenger RNA of Nelumbo nucifera (sacred lotus), 1384 nucleotides long. RefSeq names its product bromodomain protein (DUF761). NCBI's taxonomy places the organism in Eukaryota, Viridiplantae, Streptophyta, Magnoliopsida, Proteales, Nelumbonaceae. The record is from RefSeq and is a predicted model, not a curated record.
CGUCUCACUCUCUUGAGCCACACCACACAGUUUCCUGUUCUUGUUCCUCAUCUUCAUCUUCAUCUUCAACUUCAACUUCUCUGAAGAGGGGAAGAGUCUGGAGCUCUGAAUUUCUACCACAGAAGGUUAGACGGAGAGCAAUCGACGGCAGCCAUGCUCGAAGAAUCGGUUCCUUCGAUCUGGGCUUCCAUGUACAGCUGGUUCACCCCAACUGUCCUCUUCCUCCUCCUCAACCUCAUGAUCGGUACGAUUGCCGUCACGUCAAGUUUGGGAAGCCACAAGCAUGAUCACAACAAAGACGAGAGACACGGACACCAUCCCCAACUCGCUCGAGCUCCGUCAGUCCUACAAAGACUUAAAUCCAUCAAUCUCUACCGCUACAGAUCGGAGGAAUUUAACGCAUUCCCCACCAUCACCACGGCGUACCAACCACCUGAGACGGAAGUCGUACAGAAAAUAGAGCCGACGGAACAACAUCAACAGGUACAAGAAGAAGAUGAGGUGGUAGAAGAAGAAGAAGAAGAAGAAAAAGUAGGAAGAGCCGUACAUCAUAACCCAGAUCAAGUUCAUGACCACCAUGUCAGCCGAAGCAAAUCCGACACGAAACCGUCGUCGGGUGACAUUCCGGUAAAGCUGCCGCAGAAGAUGAAGAAGUCUGCAACUACUAAAUCGGCCUUUAGGCAUUUCGAAGAAGAAGACAUCGUGGAACGCCGUCGACCGUCUACGGUGAGGGAGAAUGAGAGCAAAGCCAGUGAUUUGCAGUCGGUUGGAGUUGACGAAGAGGUCGAUGCAAAGGCCGAUGAUUUCAUCAACAGGUUUAAGCAGCAAUUGAAGCUGCAGAGGCUUGAUUCCAUUAUGAGGUACAAGGAGAUGCUCAGCAGGGGUGCAAAAUAAUUAAGGUUUUUCUUAUAAUUAAAAGUAUUUUAGAGUCUGUACUAGAGUAGAUCUAUUACUGUUGUUGGAAACCAAAUAAGUUUUUCAUUUUUCUUUAUAUUUUCCUCGUUUCCAUUCUUUUUUCAUUUCUAUGGUCUGUAUAAAUGCUUGUUAGUUUGAGAAAAAUCUCUGGGUAUUUAUAUUUUAGACUUCCUAGUUAUGAGUAGUGGAUUACAUUCACGGCGACUGCGAAAGGAGAGAGGAAGAAGAAGAGAAAAGGCAGAACAGAAGUAAAGCAGGAAAAGAGGUAAAGUUGCAUGUGCGUCAGAGUCGAUUUCCAAUAGCAUCUCGACUUGCUUUUCCGGAUAUUCGGUGGCAACAAUUGCAAAUUAAUUGAAUAUAUACGUCACGUUUGUCCUGUACAUAGAAGAUGAUUAUUAUUGGUUGUAGAUGGAGAGAAUUGCAUGUGCCGGAAUUUAUUUACGAGAUUAAAGAAUUCUGAUUCCUUUUA